This is a messenger RNA of Colletotrichum orchidophilum, 1143 nucleotides long. RefSeq lists its product as uncharacterized. The record is from RefSeq and is a predicted model, not a curated record. NCBI's taxonomy places the organism in Eukaryota, Fungi, Ascomycota, Sordariomycetes, Glomerellales, Glomerellaceae. Bases 1 to 1143 code for a protein of 380 amino acids. The transcript has 5 exons.
AUGAACAGCGAAUUCGCCAACGGGUCAGAGCUGGAGGUGGUUCAGACCGGAGAAGACGUCGGUGACAAGAGGAGUCUGGUAGCAGUAGUUUGGGCAGUCAACCUGACGGCUUUUGUCCUCGUCGGUAUAAUAGUGCUUGUACGGAUUAUCGUCCGCUGCACGGUAACCCGCAACUUCUUCAGCGACGAUGUGCUGGUCAUUAUCGCGGCUCUUUUCACAUUCGCAGUAUGCGCAUUGCUACCCAUUGCUACCGACCUCGGUCUUGGUCAGCACUACUGGAAUCUCGAUGCUGAAUUUCUCCCCGACAACACCAAGAGCUUGCUUCAGCUCAUUUUCAUCGCUACUACUCUAUACCCUUGCGCAAUCGCGUUCACACGUCUCUCAGCCAUCUGCUCCUUUCUCAGAAUCACGACACAUCAAAGUGCGCGUUGGGUUAUGUACAGUGCGGCUGCCAUCACUGGAGGAUUUGGGCUGGCGUCCAUCUUUGCCGUCAUCUUUCAAUGCAAGCCUAUUACUGCGGCAUGGGACUCAUCGAUCAGCGGCGCGAGUUGUUAUCCAUUCAUCGACUUCCUCCAUGCCAGCGCGGCGUUGAACAUUGCGAUCGAUAUGUUGCUAUGCACCAUGCCUCUGUUGUACAUCUGGAGCAUGAAGAUGGCGCUGAGCAAGAAGCUUCUGCUGACGAUUCUCUUUGCAUUUUCUGGACUUUCCUGUGCUGCGGUGAUCAUCAAACUCAUCAAUCUAGAGCCUCUGAGUGACUCUGACGUUACCUACAACUGGGUCUCCUGGGUGCUCUGUUCCAUCGCAGAGUGCACCAUCGGUAUCGUCUGCAUGUCAAUACCGCCAAUCAUUCCUCUCUUCGCCAAAUGCUCCCGCAACAAGCCGCCCGCGCCUCGAAAAGAAAGGAGCAAGUCGUUGCGGUAUACCUUGUUCGCCGAAAAGCCAACAUUUGGCCGCGCCGUGGCGCCGCGAGUCAUAAGGCCGAUGGCGACACCAUGGAAGGAUAAACCGCUCGAGAGAACCGUCAACCCGGAUUUCAAGCCAGAUUUCCAUUGGCUCAGGCUGGAACAGGAAGAAGCCGGCCACUGUUGGGAUAAGACGCCUCAGUCUACCAAGGCGGACCAAGUUCUUGGGAUUGCGUUGUAG